AUGUCUACAGACGACCUCAAGGCGCACGCUGCGUCCAACCAGGAUUUCUACGCCUUGCUAGAUCUCUCGCCAUCCGCAACAGAUUCCGAGAUCCGCCGCGGAUACCGUAAAACAGCACUGAAAUACCACCCCGAUAAAAUCGCAAACCCAACACCUGCAGACAUCGAGAAGUUCCACCUGCUUCAGAUCGCCAACGAUGUUCUCUCAGAUGCGUCGAUCCGGCAACUUUAUGAUAAUGCGCGCGAAGCACGAUUGCGUAAGCAGCGCGAGCGUGAGCAAAUGGGCGCGGCGAAGCGCAAGAUGCGCGAGGAUCUUGAAGCUGCUGAACGGGCUGGCGCUGCUGCUGCUGCAGGUCAAAGGGGCAUGAAGAGGUCAUGGGCUUCUGCUGAUGAUGACGCUGAGGUCAAAUUACAACGGGAAAUUGAGCGAAUUGCGGAGGAUGGGCGACGACGUCGUCGUGAGGCGGGGGAUAAAUUGAAGCGUGAGCUUGAGGAGGAAGAGCAGAAGGCUCAAGCGGAGGAGGAAGAGGCUCGCAAGGUCGCGGACCGUGGUUCCCAGCGCGUUGAUCGGUCCCAGGAUGGUGGCGCCAAUGUUCCUGAACUCGAUCGCACAGUCAAGGUGCGGUGGGAGCGAGAAGCGCUUGAUCUCGACUCGGACCGGUUGAAAGCGCUUUUUGGGUCAUUUGGAAAAGUGGAGGGAACUUUUAUGCUCAAGGAUAAGAGGAAGCGUGUUGAAGGGAAACGUGAGAAAGUUACACUUGCAACCGGCGCGGUUGUUUUUGAAUCCAUUGUGGGCGCGCACGCAGCCGUCUUGGACAGCGAGAAGAAGCUUCGCCAAGCUGGUGUCCCAGAUGGGGAUUGGGCUCAUAUCGACUCUGUCGAAUGGGCAUCUGGUACUCCUCCGGAUCUUAUACGCGGCGCCAGCGGCCGAAAGGCUGCCGAAGUUGUUCCACCCAAAGAAGAUACUCCCCUUGAACAACAGAAUUCUGCACCGUCUGCCACACAAGAUAGCAAGUCAUCCGAACGGCCGAUAAAGCCUUCUUUCAGCUUUCCUGGCGUCACCUUGGGAGCUUCGAAAUCUGACAAGACGCCCUCUUUUGGCUCUUUCGCGUCUGCAGCGACGUCUGGUAAAGGAAUGCCUAGCUUCCAAGAGACUGUGAUGAUGCGCCUGAAGAAUGCGCAGCGCGAAAAAGAACGAAAAGCUCUUGAAGAUGAACUCGCCAAAGAAGACGAGGUAGCAGAUGCGAAUGGAUCUAAAUAG
Molecule: messenger RNA, 1260 nt
Organism: Penicillium manginii
Lineage: Eukaryota; Fungi; Ascomycota; Eurotiomycetes; Eurotiales; Aspergillaceae
Product: putative cell cycle control protein (Cwf23)
Exons: 1
Coding region: 1-1260 (419 amino acids)
Biological process (GO): spliceosomal complex disassembly
Cellular component (GO): spliceosomal complex
Source: RefSeq, a predicted model, not a curated record